UCGAAUAAACAGUAGCGCACAGACACGGAACAGUACUCAAGCUCGUUUCAUAUCUCAAACCAAGAGGCACACUCAAUAGAUAAAAAAUAGAAAGCAACAGGAGUUAAAACCACCAGUUGCGUUUGUAUCAUUUCUUUUUGCCAUAAGUGACAGUGUCAAGAGGUUAGUGCGUGUGAAUCGAACUCAUAUUGAACGGGUUGUGGACACUUCAACAGUUAAAAUAGAUAAAAAUGGAGUACCAAAUGAUCGUCUUUGCUUUCGUUGCGUGUAUCGUAUUGUCCAUAUCAAAUGUGGCGACAUCAAAAGAGAUCCUAAAUGCGCCCGCACUGUGCGCGCCCGAUAUUGUAGAAAGUAUGCCAGCCCACAUUCGAAAAGUAUGCAUUGCACUGGAAAAUUCAAAUCAAUUGUCAUCGGCACUAAAUCAAUACAUUCACAAUGAAGCGGCGGCAUUGCUGUAUCGACCUGAGGAUUUAUCAUCACAGCUCAAUUCACCAGCUGGAAAACGGACCGAUGUUGACCACGUAUUUUUGCGCUUUGGACGAAGGCGUUAAAUCUACAUCAAUUCCCCUUUGCUCCAGCCGUUACAACCAAAUGCCAACUGAAAUUUGAAAACAAAAACGACAACUGUUUUUCGUCAACCACAUCUUCUUUUCAUGAAUGUAAAAUAAAAAAAAAACAUUUUCCCAUGUAUGCAACGAUUGAAGAAGAACAUGUUCAUCAUUUUAUUAUCACUUAAUUUAUUGUAAAAACACAUUCUCAAAAAACGAAAAACGAAAUGGUAAUAUUUUUUUGUGUUUGUAUUCAUGAGGAGAUUAACAGAGAGAGAGAGAGAGAGAGAGAAUGCUAUUUUUUCGUAAAAUGAGAAUAGACGUUUAAAAUCAUAAAGAUUACGUAACUAAUUGAUCUCUGUGUCAUAUUUAUUGUGUAGAACAAAAUUUAUUUCUAAAUUUAUCAUUGUAAGCAAAUCACUAUAAAACACCUGCAAACAUUGUACUUUGUGGAUCCACAUCCACACCACACGCAAAACCAAUUGAGAUUUGUGUACUUCAUUCACAUUUAUUAAUCGAUGUAUGGUAUAAAAUACACACACUUAUCAUAUUGUUCUAUCAAAAAAGAGAACUAUUACUUAAUUUAGACUCUAGUCAACGCAUCUAACACAUACACUACAUAAUUUGGUGGUCAUUUUAAUAUACGAAUAAAUUCCAAGCAGAUGGAAUCUUAACGAUAACAUUUUAAA
This is a messenger RNA of Contarinia nasturtii (swede midge), 1237 nucleotides long. RefSeq names its product dromyosuppressin (gene Ms). Bases 231 to 551 code for a protein of 106 amino acids. The record is from RefSeq and is a predicted model, not a curated record. The transcript has 3 exons. Lineage: Eukaryota; Metazoa; Arthropoda; Insecta; Diptera; Cecidomyiidae.